AUGAACAGGAGCGUAGUUCUCAUGCAUCACAAUGACGAGGUGAAAGAACUCGAAAGGUCCACAAGAGGUGUUUUUGGUGCAAUAGUUCGGUUGAGGAUCGACAUUACAUUGCAUUGCUUCACUUUGAAGGGUGAGGAGAUCGUUGUCUCUCUGAACGAUGAGCUGAAUUCGAAUGUUCUGGUGAAUCCGGAGGAAUGGAUCAAGUACCUUGGAUCCAAAGUGACUUCCACAGGCGACAUUGAUCAAGAAGGUCGAGCAAGUGUAAAUGCGGCAUGGAUGGAGUGGCAAAUGAAAACAGGCGACGGUUGUGCGUCCUGUUGCCCUUUGCGGAUAGGUGUAACGCUAAAAGGCGUGAAGCCCGCAGCAGACCAAGGAUUCGCUGGUUGGACCGUGUGA
Necator americanus (New World hookworm) is the source of this 396-nucleotide messenger RNA. RefSeq lists its product as uncharacterized. Lineage: Eukaryota; Metazoa; Nematoda; Chromadorea; Rhabditida; Ancylostomatidae. The transcript has 6 exons. The coding region runs from base 1 to 396 and encodes 131 amino acids. The record is from RefSeq and is a predicted model, not a curated record.